Dimorphilus gyrociliatus is the source of this 799-nucleotide messenger RNA. The record is from the annotation of a GenBank genome assembly. Lineage: Eukaryota; Metazoa; Annelida; Polychaeta; Dinophilidae.
AAUGAAUGAGGAGGCAAGAUCGGAUGAGAGCGACGCAUCUGAUGAUACUAUGAUUGUACAAGAUGAUGUUGAUGAAAAUUUAGACGUUAAUAGUUCAUUCUACUUAUACUUAAAGCAGUCGUCUUCCUCAAUAAGAAAUGAAAAAUGCCUUCCAAUUGCAACUAUUAAACCUCAAAUAAAGAAGAGGGACGUCAACGAAUUGCAAAAGAAAAUCGAAAAAUUAGUGAGCAUCAAGGAAAUUCAUGAAGAUAGUGGCGUUGAAACGAAUUCAAACGAAUCCUGGGAAGAAACGAAUGAAAAUGGACUCUAUCACGCUAGACGAUUAGAAAAUUUUUCAAGAAAUACCCCUAUAUCCUCUGCAGUAUCUCUUCCAAGUUCUUCUCAUGGAAUUAAGAGAACUAUGUCGGAUUCUCGCCUAAUUAAACCAAGCAUUAAAUUUAAUAGGGAAGACUGCUACGUCAGUUCAGUCAAGACUUUCGAAGUAAUUCAAAGGCAAAUGUCUUAUAACGAAUUUCAUAGAACAGAAUUUGAUAAAAUAGUAUCCAGCUGCCGUCAGAGGCGGAUAAACUCUAAACGAAUCGACAAUAAGCCAAAAUCGAUUUUACGAAAGAGUCAAUCAGACAUGGAGAGAUUGAAUAUAAGCACUCAAGAAACAAAUGAAGCCAUUAGAAUAAAAGAGACUUGCGUAGAUGCUGAUAUUGAAGCACACUGUACUCAUGCACAUUUCAAUGUACCCAAAACUGUAAAAAUAACUACUAUUUGGGAUCGUAAAACAGGCACGUUAUCCUCUUUAGUUUAA